GCAGCAGCGAGUGCGGAGGCGGGAUUCAGAUCCGGACUCGGACCUGUCAGUCUCCUCCUGAGGACUCAUACCUCUGUGAGGGGGUGGUGGAGGAAGGCCGACCCUGUAACUCUCAGCCGUGCUCGGGCAAAGGUCGCCAUCUCUCUCGCAGCCAAUCGCUUCGCUCGGUGGACAGCCGCAAGCGUGAUGACGUAGACAAGCCCCGCAGCGGACCGCAGAGCCCUCAGACAGUGCACGGCGCUUGGGACGAGUGGUCGCCGUGGAGUUUGUGCUCAUCGACCUGUGGCCGAGGUUACAGGUCCCGAACACGAACGUGCACCCCCCCUCAGUUUGGGGGAGAUCCCUGUGACGGACCUGAGAAACAAACCAAAUUCUGCAACAUCGCUGUCUGUCCAGUGGAUGGAGUCUGGAACGAGUGGUCCAGCUGGAGCUCGUGUUCGGCCUCCUGCUCUAACGGGACCAUGCAGAGAAUCAGGGAGUGUAACGGACCCUCGUAUGGAGGCUCGGAGUGCAGAGGAGAGUGGCUGGAGACUGUCGACUGCUUCCUCGGGGAGUGUCCAGUGGAUGGGAAGUGGCAGCAGUGGUCCUCGUGGUCGGGCUGUUCCAAAACCUGCGGAGGAGGUAGCCAGCAGAGAAACAGGAUUUGUUAUGGGCCCUUUUUUGGGGGCCUGGCUUGUCCUGGGGAUCGAGAAGAGGUCCGACGGUGUAAUGAAAAGAGAUGUCCAGAGCCUCAUGAAAUCUGCGGUGAGGACAACUUCUCCAAUGUAGUGUGGAAGAUGACUCCAGCGGGGGACACGGCGGCCGUACGCUGUCCUCCCAACGCCAAUGGCCUUAUCCUUCGCCGCUGCACCCUGGAUGAGGAGGGUAUCGCCUACUGGGAGAAUCCCACUUAUAUGAAAUGUAUUUCUAAUGACUAUCGCAGUAUACAAACCUUGACACGAGAGCACUUAACCAAAGCACAGCGUGGCCUUGUGGGAGAUGGAGUUUCAGAGGUGAUGAACAAACUUCGUGUGACGUCCAGUGACGGGACGAGCUACAGCGGCGAUCUGCUGGCCAUCCUGGAUGUGUUGAAGAACAUGACUGAGAUCUUCAGACGAGCGUACUACAGUCCCAGCGGUGCAGACAUGAGGAACUUUGUGCAGUCAGUCAGCAAUCUGUUGAUGGAAGAGAACCGGGAGAGAUGGGAGGAAGCCCAACUGCUGGGGCCCAACAUCAAAGAGCUGUUCCGUCUGGUCGAGGACUUUGUGGACGUCAUCGGCCUGAGGAUGAAAGACUUUCAAGACAUGUAUGAAGUCACAGAUAACCUAGUUCUGAGCAUCCACAAGCGUCCCGUGUUGGGUCACGCAGACAUCAGCUUCCCCAUGAAGGGCUGGAGAGGUAUGGUGGACUGGGCCCGCAACUCUGAGGACCGAGUCACGAUCCCCAAGAACAUCCUGACGACCGGUAAGCCAGAUGCAGAUGAAUCCUCCACGUUUGUGACCGGCAUCGUUCUGUACAGAAACCUGGGCAGCAUCCUCAACCUGCAGAGAAACAGCACCGUCCUGAACUCCAAAGUGUUGUCAGUGACCAUCAAGCCCACCCCGGCCUCUCUCUCUGCUCCUGUGGUCGUCGAGUUCUCUCACCUCUACAACGGAACCACCAACCAGACCUGUAUAUCGUGGGACGAGAGUGACAGCUCCUCUCUGCUGGGAUCCUGGUCUACCAGGGGCUGCAGAGCCGUGCUAGUCGACUCGUUCAGAACCAAAUGCGUGUGUGACAGACUGUCCACCUUCGCCAUUUUAGCACGGCUAAAUCCCGACAUGAACAUGGAUAAGACACAGCUGCCGUCUGUGACGCUGAUCGUCGGCUGUGGAGUCUCCUCGCUCACUUUGUUACUACUCAUCAUCAUCUACGUAUCUGUCUGGAGGUACAUCCGAUCAGAGCGCUCAGUCAUCCUCAUUAACUUCUGCCUCUCCAUCAUCUCUUCCAACGCCCUUAUUCUCAUAGGACAGACUCAGACACGGAACAAGAUCUUAUGCACGCUGAUCGCUGCGUUCCUGCAUUUUUUCUUCCUGUCGUCGUUCUGUUGGGUGCUAACAGAGGCAUGGCAGUCAUACAUGGCGGUGACAGGCCGCCUCAGGAAUCGUAUCAUACGCAAGCGUUUCUUGUGUCUGGGCUGGGGUCUCCCUGCUCUGGUUGUGGCGAUCUCAGUGGGAUUCACUAAAGCAAAAGGAUAUGGAACACCAAGCUACUGCUGGCUCUCUCUGGAAGGAGGUCUCCUCUAUGCAUUUGUUGGACCUGCUGCAGCUGUUGUCUUGGUUAACAUGGUUAUUGGGAUUCUCGUUUUUAACAAACUGGUGUCCAAAGACGGCAUUACUGAUAUGAAACUAAAGGAGAGGGCGGGUCAGAUGACAGUGCCACUGUACAAUAUGACGCUCAAAUGUGCCAAGUGCGGAGUUAUCUCUUCGGCUGACGUUUCCACCACAGCUACCAGUAACGCCAUGGCAUCACUGUGGAGCUCCUGCGUGGUUCUGCCCCUCCUCGCCCUCACAUGGAUGUCGGCCGUCCUCGCCAUCACAGACCGGCGCUCUGCUCUCUUCCAGAUCCUCUUUGCCGUCUUUGACUCGCUGGAAGGCUUCGUCAUCGUCAUGGUGCACUGCAUCCUACGCAGAGAGGUUCAGGAGGCAGUGAAGUGCCGAGUGGUGGACCGUCAGGAGGACGCUAAUGGAGAUUCAGGAGGAUCUUUCCAGAACGGCCACGCUCAGCUGAUGACUGACUUUGAGAAAGACGUGGAUAUGGCUUGCAGAUCAGGCACCGUGAAGCGCUCAUCUCUCCAGGGGGAAGAGAAGGCCUCAUCUGGGACCCACACCCUUCAAAAGGGUUCCAACUUCAACACAAUGCCGGCCAGCAUGGCCAAGGUUCACCUCCAGAACGUGGCCGACUACACCAGUCACACCCUGACGCUGCGCAGGGAGAAAGGCGCCACAAAAGGAAUCAGCACCGAGCUCCCUGGGGCCAAAUCCAUCUACAUUUGUGAUGGCGAGCUCUUCAAGCAGCUUGAUGGGGAGCUACCACGGGGUAACGGUGAGGGCAGCAGCUCAGAGGGUGCUGGUAAAGGCCCGGGUUACGUCAUUCUACCGGGCAACAACACAGGUACAAUCAAACCAGCCAAGGGGAAGGAAGAACAGUCAGCCAAGUACAACAUCAGCAUCGAGCAGCUGCCACAGACCAGACUAAUCCACCUGGCCAACCCCGUCAGUGGAGAACCAGUGCCAGGAUUCGGGCUGAAGACCCUUCCUGCUGAUCAGAUCAGUGUGUCAUGCUCUGACAGAGACUCACCUGCACACAACCUGCAGAACAUGCCCAGAGACGCCCAGGUGGCCAACAGCGUGAAUGAUGGAGGAGAUUCUGGUAACUCCGGUGUGAUGUCCAAGAGUGAGACUGUCUCCACACUGUCCAUGAGCUCACUGGAGAGACGAAAAUCACGCUAUGCAGAGCUUGACUUUGAGAAGAUAAUGCACACCCGGAAACGCCACCAGGACAUGUUUCAGGACCUGAACAGGAAGAUUCACAGUGCAGACAAGGAUAGAGAGUCUCCACCUGUUGACGCCAAAGCUGCCAAACGAUGGAGCGUGUCCUCUGCCAGCAGCGACAAGACCAACAUGAGUGACAAGCAGGCGACCCCAAGUAAGAGGGCGUGGGAGGGCAUCAGGAAGACCCACUCCCCCCCAUCCUGGGUUAGGAAGGACCUGGAGACGGUGGCGGCGUCCCCUCUGGAGCUGCAGACAGUGGAGUGGGAGAAGAACAGUGCCACCAUCCCUCUGGUGGGACAGGAGAUCAUGGACCUGCAGACAGAGGUGUGACCUGAAAUCUCCCAGAUUCACACCCACAACCUCCUGUUUCAUUUUAUUUUCUCUGGACAAACAAGCAGACACACCACGCACACUGCCCUGCUCUGUACUUCAACCCAACAGCUGGAUGAAGCCCACAGCUACGAGGACGUGAGGAGGGGAAGAUAGUCAAAAUAUCCGAAAAGGAGAGCGGGAUCAUGGCGUCGCUUUCUGUGUUCUUUCUUUUCAUGUUUGGACAAUGUUUUUUGUCGGCUGGUCAUCUUUAUUGUGUCUGAUCUCGGAUACCUUAUGGCCCACACAGGAGAUUCAGCUACUAUAUGUGCAUCAUAUAGUUAAAAACAGCGGUAAUCAUUCCCUGAAUUCAAUGAGUAAAAUGUGAUAAUCAUGAUCAUGUCUUUUUUUUUUCUUUUUUUUUCUUUUUUUUUUUUUUUUUACUGUUAAGAGUAUC
Messenger RNA from Cheilinus undulatus (humphead wrasse), 4278 nucleotides. It is a transcript of the gene adgrb1a, whose product is annotated as adhesion G protein-coupled receptor B1a. Gene Ontology annotation, cellular component: dendrite; postsynaptic density; membrane. Bases 462 to 3842 code for a protein of 1126 amino acids. Gene Ontology annotation, molecular function: G protein-coupled receptor activity. The transcript has 29 exons. The record is from RefSeq and is a predicted model, not a curated record. Lineage: Eukaryota; Metazoa; Chordata; Actinopteri; Labriformes; Labridae. Gene Ontology annotation, biological process: negative regulation of angiogenesis; cell surface receptor signaling pathway; engulfment of apoptotic cell.